Messenger RNA from Leptopilina heterotoma, 4165 nucleotides. Its product is annotated as proline-rich protein 36-like. The record is from RefSeq and is a predicted model, not a curated record. Gene Ontology annotation, molecular function: nucleic acid binding. The transcript has 2 exons. The coding region runs from base 1609 to 3459 and encodes 616 amino acids. NCBI's taxonomy places the organism in Eukaryota, Metazoa, Arthropoda, Insecta, Hymenoptera, Figitidae.
UUAAGGUAAGUGAAAUUAUUACUUAAAACUACAAUAAGCGUUUUGAAUUCAAAUUGAAUUUCGCGCGUUACCGGCGGUGAGCUCGUUGCCGGCGGUGAGCUCACAGUAGUUCAAGUCAACCGCCACACGCAGCAGAGUGGUGAGCGCGCGUAGUGGGGAACCGCUUGGUGGGGAGAGAGACCUACGAGGGUGACUAGCACACAGUAGAGAGCUCAUUCCAGAUCGCGGAGAGGAAUAGUGCGGUCCACGAUGGAGAGCUGCCGGUGCUACCACUGCCUCGUGAGGAUGGUGUCCGAGUACAAUUUACAGAAUGAAGGGAAUGAGGUGCCAUUCCCGACAACACUACCAGGAUCUCCACCAGGAUCGCCAACGCAGUCACCUCUGCAUCAGAUGGCACUCCAGUGGCGUCUAUUUUCACCGCCGUGGAUGCUGGUGGAGAGGCCGCCGACACCACUGCCCAGGUCACCGACACCUCAACCCAAGAUGGAACCGGAGUCUCCCCCACCCUUCAUUCAGUUGGGGACUCCAUCCAGGUCGCCUACACCGGUGGAAUGGCUGCCUACAACCCCGCCCGGAAGUCCACCACGGUGUAGGUCACCGAUACCCAGGGCGCAGUCUCCCGAGCCCAGGGUAGAGGAAAGGGAGCCGGCGGGACCUUCACCAGAGGCGCAGCCGCCGCUUGCUCACGGUCGGCGUCGCUGCCAUCGACGGCGGCGCGUAUUUUUUAAUUUUAAAUUUAAAUUUUAUUUUUAAAAAUCAAUAAAUUUUUAUUUUUUUUUAAAUUAGUAUAUUUAUUUUGCGGAUCCUGUAUAGAAAUUUUUACGACUGCGUUAGAGUAAGAGUAUUGCGCAUGCGUGAAUAGGUGGGGAAAAAUUUAAGAGUGGGGAUGCGUUAUAGGUUGGAGUGAGGGUAAAUGGUCUAGUGCGCAUGCGUGAAAGGUAGGAGUGGGGAUUUCGGGGUAUAUAUUCAGGGAUUUUGUCGAGUUUAAUCAGUAGCUGUUCUGUUUACAGAUUCAGCGGUUCCAACAGCAGCAGCAGAUUCCCAUUACUAACUGUCUUUUUUGUUACAUUUAUUGUUAUAUUUACUGUGUUUAUUGUUAUAUUUACUGUGUUUAUUGCAUUUACUUUGUAUUGAUUUUUAGGUUAAGUUCUUUAGUUUGUAAGUUCGUUCUUUUGUUCUUUUGUUAGCUUGUAAGUGUGUUCUGUUUAGUUUUAAGUGUGUUAGCUUGUAAGUGUGUUUCUUUUGAUUUCAGGUGCAGAGAUGAAGCGGAAGGUGACGACCACCGAUGGACCACCACGUAAGUAUCCGAAUUACGGUACUAUUCUCGACGAGAGUGACAUCACUGUUACUCUCAUUAAAGAAGCCCUUGAGUUGAUACCUUAUUUGAGUAACGUAAAUGUAAUUAGGUUUAAUUUUAAUUUAAGGUUUUUAGGUUUAAUUAAUUGUGUAAUUAGGUUUAAUUUUAUGUAUAUAGUUCCUUGGUGGGCUAACAGCCCUAGGAGCUUGAUUUCUUUAAAUAAAUAAAUAAAUGAGAGACGCUCUUUCAUUGAACGAUGGGUUGUAGAAUGCUCACAACAUGAAAACUUGUUAUCGAGCAUUCUCAAGUCGAUGUACUUUACACAUCAAAAGAAAAGAUGUGUGAGCAUUCUACAAUCCAUCAUUAGACUUCGCGCAUUAUUUGAGUCCCAUAUUGUAGAUGGCGCUGGAAUCGGUGACCCAGAUAUCAAUAAACGUGUGCGCUGGGAAGAAUGUGAGAGUGCGUUUGCGUGUAGACUGUACACUAAUGUGAUUGUAAAUCUUGAACACAUUGAUAUAAGCGCGUUUUUAGACGAUGGGUCCACACUGUUUCAAGACCAUAUUAGAGGUGCUUUAAAUAAGAAUGGACCCAUCGUCGUGUACGGCGUACUCAUCGCAAACUUCAAGAGGGUGGAGAAUGACGAAGAAGUUGUAAAGCCGAUUCCUUUUGGAACCAAGGCCAACAACAUCUUCCCUACAACCCUUUUAGAUGAUUGGUUCGAGCAGUACAUUAAGCAGCCGAUUCUACAUAGUGUUGAAGAGUUUUACGCCAAAGGUUCAAAUUGGAACCUACAGUCAAUUAUAAAGCUUGAAAUCAAUGUAAAUAAGUAUAAUCCGAUGCGUGCGAGCUCUUACAUUAGUUUACCUCCACAAAUUAAAAACAAGCAUGCAUGUAUUAAUGUUGAAAAUGCAGAUAAAGAGUGCUUUAAAUGGGCCAUACUUUCUGCUUUACAUUCAAAUGUAUCACAUCCUGAGCGCGUUACCAGUUAUAAAGAAUUUAAAGAUGAAUUGAACUUUGACGGAAUUGAAUUUCCAGUGACGCUUAAAAAUAUCCUGAAAUUUGAAAAAUUAAAUGAUAUUUCAAUUAAUGUCUAUGGUUUAUUAAAAUACUAUGGGGACUUCUCAACACAUUCUCUCCAUCUCACUGCGGAAAAAAGAGAUAAGCAUGUAAAUCUCUUGUAUGUUGCUGACAUGUAUGCGGAUGAAAGUGUUGACAAUAAUGUAUUGCAUGACGAUGAUGGUUUUAUGAACUUCCAUUAUGUAUGGAUAAAAAGUUUAUCUGCGCUUCUGUAUAAACAAUUGUCAAAUUAUAAAGGUAAAAAACAUAUUUGCGACCGUUGCCUACACUAUUUCAAUUCGUUAGAAAAACUGAAUGUACACAUUGAGAAUUGUAAAAAAGUGAAUGAGUGUAAAAUUAAAUUACUGAAGCCGAAAGAUAGUAUUAUCAUAUUUAAAAAUUAUAAGAAUAAAGAGAAAGUACCGUAUGUAAUAUACGCCGACUGUGAAAGUCUACUUCUUCCCGCCGAUGAAGAUGUAGACAAUUUAAGUAAGACUGAAGUUUUCCAGCGUCACAAAUUGUUAAGCAUCGGAUAUUAUAUAAAAUGUAGCUACGACGAAUCAUUAUGUAAAUAUGUACCAUGCCCGAAAAAUGAAUCUGACCCUGCUAAAUGGUUUACUGAGGAAUUAAGGCAAUUAUCUGAAAAAAUUGAUAAUGUAUUUAAAAAUCCGAUACCAAUGAAUGCCUUAACUCCUCCAGAAAUCAAUGACUUCAAGCGAGCGACAAUAUGUCACAUUUGUAAUGAGAAAAUACCGGCAAGCGAAAAGAAAGUCCGCAAUCACUGUCACCUUACUGGCAAAUAUAGGGGUGCUGCCCAUGAAUCAUGCAAUUUAAACUACCAAGAUUGUCAGACAAUUCCCGUGGUGUUCCACAAUUUAAGUGGCUAUGACGCCCAUUUUAUAAUUCACGCGAUCUCGACGAGCUUUGAAGGGAAUAUUGACUUCCUCCCCAUUAACAAAGAGAAAUAUAUCUUUUUUACUAAACACGUCAAGGGGAGUGAGGUCAAAUUUCGAUUCAUUGACUCAUUGCGAUUCAUGGCAGCAUCCCUAGAAAAACUCGCAUCGUACUUAGACGAGUAUAAAAUUGUAGGGUGUUUUCCCCUAUGAGUACUUUGACUCAAAAAGUAAGCUCGAUGAAACUGAAUUACCCCCGAUAGAGAAAUUUUAUAGUACUCUGUAUGACGCUGGUAUUUCUGAUGAUGAGUAUGCGCAUGCGCUAAAUGUAUGGACCGAGUUUGACUGUAAAAAUCUCUACGACUAUGUACAUUUAUACAUGAAAACAGAUGUAUUGUUACUUGCGAAUGUCUUUGAAAAUUUUCGAAAAGAAUGUGUUAAAGCGUACGGGUUAGAUCCUGCUCACUAUUAUACGACCCCCGGUAUAGCUUGGGAUGCUAUGCUCAAGUACACGAGCAUAGGAUUGCAACUAAUAACCGAUGUUAAUAUGAUUAUGUUUGUUGAGUCUGGUAUUAGAGGUGGCAUAAGUCAAUGCUGCAACCGAUAUACUAUAGCGAAUAAUCCAUAUAUGGAAAAUUUCGAUGAUAGCAAAGAUACUAGCUACAUCAUGUACUUUGACGCUAACAAUUUAUAUGGCUGGGCAAUGGCUCAAGCGCUCCCUUAUGGCGGCUUCAAAUGGGUUGAAAAUGUCGACAACUCUUUCAAUUUUAAUGUAUCCGACGAUUCACCUGUUGGAUACAUACUCGAAGUUGACUUGGAGUAUCCUGAAAGUAUUCACGAUACCCACAAAGACAUGCCAUUUUGCGCAGAAAAUGCGAAACUCCCCCUCUCGAAACAGGAGAAAUUAUUAACAACUCUC